AUGAGUGAAAGUGCCAAGAAACGACGUGUCAGCAAAAGGCGGUCAAGUUUUGCUGCUGGUCGUGCCAAGCUUCAACAAUCUGGGGCCUUUGGAGCAGAUUUAUAUAAAUCUAUAGAUGUUGAUAAACCUCCUGAUGAGAGAUUAGCAUUAUUGACUAAAGCAUGCCUUCAGUACACUUUACAAAAAUUGGAAGAAGAAUUGACAGACAUUGAGGAUUUCCAGUCUCUGAAAAAGGAAAUGGAGGAAGCUGUAUUAUAUCAGGUGGCAGAGAUGGAGAAGGCAGGAGUUUUCAAACGAGCAUCUGAAAAUAAGCGAUGUGUUCCAAAUCCUAUCAACCUAGAGAUGGAUCAGACAAUCGUAGAAGUGCAAGCUAGAAUCAAGCGGCUAGAAGAUGAGGUUGUGGCAUGGGAGGAACUAUUCAACAGACUGGAUAAGGAGGCUGAUGAUUUCCAGAAGAAAGAACGAAACGUUUCAGAAGCUGAUAUUCCAUUCUACGUUAAGAAGCUGGGAGAGGAAUACAUGUCGUCCAAAAUAGAUUAUACCAGCAUGCUAUUAGACCUGGAUAAAGACAUGAAAUCCACAAAAUUCCAUAUAAACAAGCUCUGCAAUACGACAAAGAUUUUGCAACGUACAAGUAAUACUGCCAGCAAAAUCUUGGAAAAACAAAUACCCAAAUUACAGAAGGAAGUAUUCCAAGGAACAGCUACAGCAGCCACACCACGAAGGUUGAUAGAACAAAUCACCACCAUACCAAGUUGAAAUAUCAUGAACGAUAAAGCUUUUUGAAUGUUUUAGGCAGAAGCAACAUUAUGUUACUCAGUUCUGCGUCACUUCAGACCUUUUGGGAUAAGGUCCAUGAAAUUAUAGCAAGUGCUUAAACCCUGGAAAGAGGAACAAACUAACAGUCUUGUAGUUGAUACAUAAACCAGUGACAUGUUACAGGACUACAAAUAUACUAAAGGACAAAUUAUAUUUAUGAAAGGUCUAUCACUGGUACUUUUUAUAUGAUCAGCUAUUCUCUCCACAAUGAAAAUCAUAUAAAUUACUUUGGAGGAAAUUUCCUUAAUGUUUUGAAGUAGACAAUGAACCUAAAAGCUUCAGUAAUUUUCAAUGAUCAAAAUAAUUAUCAUUAUGUAUUACCAAAUGUUGCAUCGUGAAGGUAACAUAUUCCCAUUUAUUAUCAUUGUUAUUUAUCACAUAUAUUAAGAAAAGAAUUAGGUUAAUAUAAACAUGGUCACAUAUUGAAAGUCAAGUGUUGUAUACUGCACAGAUAUUGUUUUUAUUUUUUAAAAUUCAUCUAUUUCUUAACAAUUUUUUACUAGCAAUGUACAGAAAGCUACAGGAUAACUUGGU
Messenger RNA from Ylistrum balloti, 1353 nucleotides. RefSeq lists its product as uncharacterized. Bases 1 to 759 code for a protein of 252 amino acids. Gene Ontology annotation, biological process: mitotic sister chromatid segregation; cell division. The transcript is spliced from 9 exons. Gene Ontology annotation, cellular component: MIS12/MIND type complex. Lineage: Eukaryota; Metazoa; Mollusca; Bivalvia; Pectinida; Pectinidae. The record is from RefSeq and is a predicted model, not a curated record.